GAAUCUUUUUAUUAAAGUUAAAUUACAUAAUUAUAUUUGUAUAAUAAAUAUAUAUUCGUUGAUGUACUUCUUUUACUACCCAUUGAAAAAUUAAAAAUGAAGUGUUUUGUUCUCAUAACUAUAUUAAAUUUUAUUUUUAUUUCACAAAUAUCAACUAAUCCAGAAAUUAUAAGAAUAACUAAAAAAAAAACCAAAGAAAGAAACGAAAAGUUAGAAAAAUUUAGAUAUGGAAGAGGAAAAUUUCAAGAUUGCUUGAUUAGAAAUAAUGUUAAUUAUAAAUCCAAAUUUCUGAGCAUAGGAAGAUCAUUUGAAUACGAAAUGAAAGAAAUGCUCAGAGAAUACAUGUACCUUCUUGAAUAUAAUAAAAAAAAUGCACAGGAUAUAAUUGAGGAAAUAGUUUUUUAUAUUUGUACUAUGCUCAGUAGAAAUCAGAUGGUUAAAUUUGGCUCGGAACAAUUGUGCAAACAAACAAUAAGUGCGUGCGUAAUGCUAUUUAUCGAAUCCCAUAGAAUAAAAAAAAUUCCAAAUAACAUUUAUGCCUCAGCAUGUAUAUUGGAUGAAAGUAUUCUAAAAAAAACUUUUGAACGAAAUCAUAGGUUAUCGAAAUUUAGACAUGGUAGAGAAAAAUUUGAAGAAUGCUUAUCAAGAAAUAAGGUUUUCGAGAAAGUGAAGAAAUCAAUCAAAUUACCUUUUUUAGGUAGUUCACUUCAAUUUGAAUUAAGAGAAAUGCUCAGAGAAUACAUGUACCUUUUAUAUUAUAAAAAAAUAGAAAAUAAUGCUAUUAUUGAAGAAGUAAAAACAUAUCUUUGUGAUAAGUAUAAUGAAAAGGAGUUAAAAAUAAUUGGAGGUUUAUUAAUGUGUCAUGAAUGGGCCCAAGUAUGCACAAAUAAUUUUAUAACAUUCCAUAACCAAGAAUUAAAACCAAAUAUCCUUUGUAGGAUCAAAAGCAGCUUUAAUGUAUUGAAAAGAUUUCCCUCAAUUUCUUCUACAUCGUCUGAUCUAUCUAGAUCAAGUUCUGAUAGGAGUUUUUAUUCAGCUGAAUCGGGCCUGUUAAGCAGAAUGAGCAGUAAUUCCAGCAUUGAUUCUUGUUCAUUAGAUAGAUCAAAAAGUAUUGACUCAACCAUUGAAAAAGAUGACAAUUCAGAAGCUGGCGCUGAAGGAAGUGAGGAUGUUGGAGAUCACCUAAAGAGACGGGAAAGUAAACCUUUGAAAGAAUAAAAUUAAUAAUAAGAUUACAUUCGAAUAUAUUAAGGAAUAUUAAUCAUGAAAAUAAAAUACCAGUAAAAUUUAGAAAUAUAAUAGUGAACCAUGUUUA
Daktulosphaira vitifoliae (grape phylloxera) is the source of this 1315-nucleotide messenger RNA. RefSeq lists its product as uncharacterized. Lineage: Eukaryota; Metazoa; Arthropoda; Insecta; Hemiptera; Phylloxeridae. The coding region runs from base 97 to 1218 and encodes 373 amino acids. The transcript has 8 exons. The record is from RefSeq and is a predicted model, not a curated record.